Messenger RNA from Olea europaea var. sylvestris, 2690 nucleotides. RefSeq lists its product as uncharacterized. Gene Ontology annotation, molecular function: hydrolase activity, hydrolyzing O-glycosyl compounds. Lineage: Eukaryota; Viridiplantae; Streptophyta; Magnoliopsida; Lamiales; Oleaceae. The coding region runs from base 1951 to 2508 and encodes 185 amino acids. The record is from RefSeq and is a predicted model, not a curated record. Gene Ontology annotation, biological process: carbohydrate metabolic process. The transcript has 7 exons.
UUUCCCCUCACAGUUCACUGUUCAUUUAUGAAGACAGUUGUGGACAAAAAAAGGACAUUUCUCUAUGCCAUAAUUGUUGACUGGGGGACUCGGAUUUCGACGUUGGGUAGCUUCCAACAUACGCUCUCUCUUUUUCUCACUGUACAUCAGCCAAAUAUCUACUAUUCUUUCUAUUCAAUUUUUGUGAAAGAUUUUCCAUCUCACUAUUUCACUCUUCUUUGACACAAACCCUGGAAAUCGGCUGCAACAUCUCCACUCCUCAACCGACGACAAACACCAUUUUUGGUAGUUCCUAGCUCUUCAACAGCUUGAAACCAUAACAAAUUGUGAACUUUUCUUCCUUUCAAAGUUUGUUUCACUCAAGAUGCGCUAAGGAAGCCGCCAGACGUGUUCAUGGGAGCCAAUCGAAACGACAACGUGCAGGAGGUUAGUAUUUCUAAUUAUAAUGAUCAGCUUAAGAUGGGAUUACUAUUACUACAUCCAGCUAUGUAGCAAUUGGGUACCAUGGUCAGACUUGUAACUCUAUGUACAUUCCAUUUUAGAAUUUAUAUAGUUGACAAACACGGCAUGGUCUGUAAGGUGGACGUGGAUCUGAUAGUAAUGGACGGUGUUAAAUAAGGAAGUUAAAGUUUUGUGUAUUACAUUUUCAGUUAUGAUCUAAUAUUAUAUUGCUACAAACAUGCCAUCAGGGCAAUGAAAAGAAGGCACUUGUUUCUGCAAUGUUAUUGAAGAAGAGAAGAUGAUGGAACUUAAGGUACUUUGUAACCGAUAAAAUCGACAUGAGUUUGAUAACUUUUCAGUUACUAUUUUCAUGUAUUGUUCUAUUACUUUUGUUGCAAUUAUUCUCCACCAAUCAGUGUUCCAAAAGACUCCUAAACAUGGAUAUGUUCGUACUCGUCUUAAAAGUAAUGUAUGCUUGACCGGGGAAUUCUGAAUGCCUUUAUUCUACCAAUAAUUUCAAUGGUCUCUCGUACAGACGGGUCGUGUAUCAUAAGAGUUGAGACACGAGAAUCUGAAACGAAAUUGUAAAAAGAUGAUUAUUGCAUCUUCAGUAAUUCUUUGAUGUAAGAUAUUUAGUUAAUUGGACAGUUUCUCAUUUUCUUUCUCUUCUAACCAUUCCAUAGGUCUUUACAUGUUAUUUGCUUUCUCAUGAGGGUGCUGUUUGAGAAAAUUUCUCAAAAGAUAAUUCAACUACUUCCAAAGAAAUUGAAAGAAGAAUAAAUGAUAAAUGGAGAAACCUUAACUCAUAGUUUAAUUCUUUGGGAUAAGGUGCAAAUUGACACAGAUUAAGUGAAAAUUAAUCUUAGUUAAAAUCUCAAGCAAGAGCUUCGAGCAUAAUUGACUAAGCUUAGAAAGUUCACAAUAAGAAAGUUUUAAAGUAAGCAUUUGUUUAUUGGUCAAAGUUUGAACAAACUUUAAGUAACUCUUUUACAUAAAAAAGGAAGGAAAAAGUAAGCUAUCAAAAUAUAUUUGGAAACAAAAACUUAAAGUAAGAACAAUUUAUCUCACGGCAUAAAUGAUCCUGAAUAUAUCCUUUAUUGAAGUUCAAAUUUACUGUCAACAUUAUUUGUUCAAGAGUAUCUUGCGGAUGCAGGAUGGUAACAAUUAUGAGAUAAGUAAUAUCUUAUUUUCCUUACAAGUUACAACUAUGGAAGUUUGUUGAGGCUUGUGCCUAACCUAAUAUUAGCUGUAAGGUUUUUUUAUGAAAUAAUUUUUAAGUUUUUACAUUGUGAUAAGCAGGAGGUGGAUACAUGAUAACUCAUCCAAAUCAAGGUAAAGAAUGUGUUUUAAAACACAUGCACGUUAUAGAUUGGAGGAUCUGGACAUCCUAUCUAAGGAAAGCGUCUGCAAGAUCUAGCUAUCUCCUGGGUACAAAUCAGUGAAGGAAAAGAGGCCGUAGCAGCAUUCUUGAAAAUCAAGGAUGAAAAAAGUAUAGUUGUUGGUUCAGUGAUGUCUAAAUCUGGAUGUUGGUCCAUGCUUAAAGGAGGAUUCACAGUUGAUCAGUAUAUGAAAGCCCAACUCUAUUUUCUGAGCAACAAUACCUAUGUUAGAUUAUGGUUAGACAAUGUUUCUUUGAAAUCAUUUGCAAAAGAGCAAUGGAGUAAGCAACAAGAGAAGAGCACCCUAGAGGAUCGGAAAAGAAAAAUAAGAAUCAAUGUUUACAGCCACGAAGGAAAGAAGCUACAAGGUUUAAAAAUACCACAAACCAAACGAGGCCCUGUGUUUAUGCUUGGUUGUGCAGUUGCAAAACCUCUGAUAGAUAUUAAGGCUUACCAAGAAGGAACUGUUUGCCCGUCUUGUGGUGCUUUUACGCAAUCCUUCGGCGGAGGAACAGUUGGCUACUCAGAUUCUAACUGUAAUUCUUUUUUAUCUUUGUUUUGUUGCACAAAAGUUAAAUAUUUACUAACUUGUAAAUGUAAUUGUAUAAUAUUACUCAAUUCAUCUGCGUUGUUUGGCGGAUCAAAUGUUCGAUCAUUAGUCUUAAGUUCAAGGAGCAAUAGCAGAUGAGCAAGCUUAGGCCUGUGGAAUAUGCGUUGAAAGAGCUUUUGUCACUUCACUUUAGAUGCACUUUAGAUGGAAGGACCUAUUUCCAUGAUAAAAUCUAGAGUAUAAGACAUUAUUCCUAAUUGAAGAAUGCACAUUUCCUAUUGUUGAUCCUACCGCAUGUACCAUACAAUUUUACUUCUUGA